Molecule: messenger RNA, 2722 nt
Organism: Pogona vitticeps (central bearded dragon)
Lineage: Eukaryota; Metazoa; Chordata; Lepidosauria; Squamata; Agamidae
Gene: SLC27A6
Product: solute carrier family 27 member 6
Biological process (GO): long-chain fatty acid metabolic process; long-chain fatty acid import into cell
Cellular component (GO): endoplasmic reticulum membrane; plasma membrane
Molecular function (GO): long-chain fatty acid transmembrane transporter activity; long-chain fatty acid-CoA ligase activity
Source: RefSeq, a predicted model, not a curated record
AGUCCGUCUCUCCUUGCACCGGACAACGGAGACGCGUUCCUUUCUUUGGAGCGGGAGUAUCUUAACUUUCCGAGCUCUUGUCUCGCAGCCGAGCCCUUCCCGCCUUUUUUUUGCUCGCCCCAUAGAUGCUGGCCUCGGGGCGCUUAUUUUGACCGGCCCUCCCCUCCACCCGCAUCUCUCCGGCCUCGAGAGAGAGAGCGAGACGGCGUUUGUGUGGCGGGCUGUUUUGUGGGGCACCGUGAUCGGCUCCGUUUGGCGCCAGCUGCCCCAAUGUUACCCUCUUGGCCGUGGGUAACCGGAGUGGCAGCUGGGCUCGUCUCCCUGCAUUUCGCCCAGAAGCUCUUCUUCCCGUACUUCUGGACUGACCUGAAGUUCUUGCUGAAAGCCGUUAAGUAUGGGGUGACUAUGGAAAUCCACCGGCUGAGCGGCAGGAUUUGGACCGUGCUGGACAAGUUUGUGACACUGGCCGAAAAACAGCCCGACAAGCCGUUCUUGGUCUACGAAGGGAAGGUCCACACUUACCGGUCUGUGGACAAACGAAGCAACAGACUAGCCCAGCUUUUCCUCAAGGAAGGGACGCUGAAACGCGGAGACACGGUGGCUCUGCUGAUGAGCAAUGAGCCCGAUUUCAUCCACGUGUGGUUUGGACUGGCCAAGCUGGGCUGUGUGGUAGCUUUUCUGAAUUUCAACAUCCGCUCCAGGUCUCUCCUGCAUUGCAUUAGUAGCUGUGCGCCCAAGAUGCUGGUGGUGGGAGCAGAUAUGCUUGGGACCUUAGAAGAAAUUCUUCCAGGCCUUCAAGAAGACAUUAGAGUUUGGGUGAUGACAAAAGAAUCCAGGCUGCCACAUGCUAACACCAUUUUAGACAAGCUGGAAGUUUCCUCUGAUGAUCCUUUGCCAGUUGAUCUUCAUAUUGUUAAUAACCUAAAGGAUCCUCACCUCUACAUUUUUACCUCAGGAACAACAGGUCUCCCAAAGGCUGCUGUUAUCAGUCACUUGCAGACCCUAAAAGGAGCUGCUGGAUUAUGGGCAUUCGGUGCUACUCCUGAUGAUAUCGUUUAUAUAACCCUUCCCCUUUACCACAGUGCUGCUUCUCUUCUUGGAAUUGGUGGAUGUAUUGAACUGGGUGCAACAUGUGUUUUAAGAAAUAAAUUUUCAGCUAGUCUGUUCUGGAGUGACUGCAAGAAGUAUAAAGUUACAGUGAUUCAGUAUAUUGGGGAACUGUGCCGUUACCUUUGCAAACAGCCUGUGAAAGAAGGAGAAAAAAACCACAAGGUUCGUCUAGCAAUUGGAAAUGGAGUGAGAACAGAUGUCUGGAAAGAAUUUUUACAUCGAUUUGGUAACAUCAAGAUGUGUGAAUUUUAUGGUGCAACUGAAGGGAACAUUUGUUUCAUGAAUCACACAGGCAAAGUUGGAUCUGUGGGUCGAACAAAUUUCUUUUAUAAGCUCUUCUUCCCUUUUGAUUUGAUUAAAUAUGAUUUUCAAAAAGGAGAGCCCAUUAGAAAUAAAUAUGGAUGGUGUGAAAGAGUUAAGAAAGGUGAGCCUGGGCUUUUACUAUCCAAAGUGAACUCAAAGAAUCCAUUCUUUGGCUAUGCUGGGAAUAAGAGGGACACGGAGAAGAAGUUACUGCGUGCUGUGUUUAAGAAGGAAGAUAUUUAUUUCAAUACGGGUGAUCUGAUGGUUCAAGAUCAAAAUAACUUUCUUUACUUCUGGGACAGAACAGGGGAUACUUUCAGAUGGAAAGGGGAAAAUGUGUCUACUACUGAAGUUUCUGAUGUCCUUGGUAUGUUGGAUUUCAUAAAAGAAGCUAGUGUUUAUGGGGUUUCUGUGCAAGGUUAUGAAGGCAAAGCAGGAAUGGCCUCUGUUAUCUUAAAGCCCCAAAGGUCCUUAGAUCUGAAACAACUUUAUGAACACAUGGCAACAUAUCUCCCCAGCUAUGCCUGUCCACUUUUUUUAAGACUCCAGGAAGUAAUAGAAGUUACAGGAACAUUCAAGCAACAGAAAUUUAAGAUGGUGGGGGAAGGAUUUAAUCCAACUGCAAUCAGUGAUCCACUUUAUUUUUUGGACAAUCCGAAAAAGUCUUAUGUUUUAUUAACCAAAGAACUGCAUGAAAAAAUUGUAUCUGGAGAGAUGAAACUUUAAUGUUUAUUUAUUAGCAAGGAUUUAUGCAUUCUGUUGCACAAGAUACUGUAUAACAAAACUUUGAACAAAGUUUGUUGGCUAUAUUAGUGCAGUUUCCAGGGCAAGCAUUGGGUUCUGCUGAAAUGUUAAAGUUAAUGGGGAACAGGGAAUUAUUUUCUAAUGUUUUCCUCUUCUGAUGAUCAGUCAUUCAUUGCUUGCACUUUUUUCAUGCAACACUAUGUAUUACUACUUUUUAAAAAGCCCUGUUAUGUACAAGAUUUAACAGAAGAUUCAAGUUAGUUUUUCUACAAUUCUAGAACAUGAUUUUGUUCCAAAAAUGUUUCUGUGUGAGCAAAGAGGAGGAGCCAGGCAAACCCAGUCCAAGCCAAAAGUACUAGAAGCAGGGUAGGGUUGCGGCUAAGUAGUCAGUACAUGCUGUGUGUUAAUUAAGGUCCUAGCAUCUAGCAUCUCCUAGCAUCUCUAAUUAAAAUGAUCAGGUUAAGUGACUUCUGAGACUCCAGAAACCUAGCCCAGCUAGACAAAAGAUAAAAGUUUAGAAAGUGAAGUGGAAGUGUUCUGAAAGCACUGGGAAUAAAUAAAUCAC